Molecule: messenger RNA, 1290 nt
Organism: Oreochromis aureus
Lineage: Eukaryota; Metazoa; Chordata; Actinopteri; Cichliformes; Cichlidae
Product: intercellular adhesion molecule 1-like
Exons: 4
Biological process (GO): cell-cell adhesion
Cellular component (GO): membrane
Molecular function (GO): integrin binding
Source: RefSeq, a predicted model, not a curated record
UUUAAAUGUUGCUGUAUCAUACUAGGAAAGCCUGUGAGCACUUCCUGUCCAUUAGAACUUAGCCCCCCUAGAGUUGUGGUAAGGUUUGGAGACUCCUUAUCAGCAAACUGCACUUCAUCAUUUGACCAGACUGAAGGAAUGGGCUGGGAGUCUGUGUAUGGAGGAGUGGACUUUACCCUGGGCGUCACUUCUCUUCUCUUAAGAAUUGACUCUGUGUCAGUGUGGGAGAUAGGACCAAUGUGUUAUGUGAAUUCCCGUGAUGGUGAUCAGUGUGUAAAACUGUUGCCAGUCACUGUUUAUAAAAUGCCAGACCGUGUGUCACUGAAUUAUAGCUUAACUAAAAUUGCUAAUGUUGCACCAGCAAGAAAUCUCUCUGUGCUUUGGCUCAAAGGAAAUACUAUUAUAAAAUCUGAGACAUUUGAUGAGUCCAGUCCAUCUAAUGUCAGUAAAUCAUCUGUCAAGACCCACCAACCUUCAUCAAUGCUUCAAACGAGACCCUUGAACUUCCAGCUGGUGAAAAAAUGACCUUAAAUUGCAAUGCUACAGGAAACCCUGUGCCCUCAUAUGUCUGGCAGUAUUUGCAAGCAGCACAAGAGACGUACAAGAAUCAAGAUGUGAAUCAUCCCAUUUUGACCCAAUCAUCUGAGUUUCCAGGGGUCUAUACCUGCACCGCCUCAAACAGUCAGGGCACAGUUACUAAAUACUUUACAUGUUAGUGAAGGUCUGUGUAAGUUCUCUGCAGUUAAUUCAUUUUAUUCCUUAUCUUUAUAUGUCUUAUUAUGUCUUAUAAUCUUGUGUGCUGUGAUUCUCUGUACACCCCCUGGGACCACUGCUGGGAGUUUAAUUUCUUUGUUUGUUAAAAUCUUUAUUUUGGGAUUUGUUAUUUAUUUUCUGAAACAAACUUUCCCAUCUCUCACAGGAGAUGAAACAAUCAUCGCAGCAAUAGUCAGACUACUUGUGGCCUUCGGACUCCUGCUCUUUCUUACUUGUCUAGUAUUUAGGACACAGAGAGGGCCAUUUUCUUGCAAGAAAGGCGACUAUCUCCAAGGACAACCUACCUCAUCAGUACCAGUGUAAAAACAAAUUUGAAUGGUUGCAUGCUCAGCUAUCAACUUUCUUUAUAGCUCCAUUCAUCCAGAUUUCUGUCCUAAACAACAACAACAUUUUCAAUUAGUUUUUUGUAUCUAAUAAUUGUUUUCAUUUGUUUUAAUUUCCAUAUGGAUUAACAUGGCAUUCGAACGCUCCAUAAUUACUGCAACAAAUGUACUAAGACAUAUCAGUUGAUUGCAU